AUGUCUGAAUCUGCUGCAACUCAUCACAAAGAGCUGCCUGAGCUCACACUUGUGUUAAUUGGUGACACAAAUUCCAUUGAGAUUGGACCGAAAAACCUCUUACUCGACCAUGAUGAGAAAACCAAUCUGGAGCAGUUUUCAUCCAAACUGUAUGAUAUGUGCGGUCGGCACAUCACCGUCAUUAAUAUGCUCGAUCAUCAAAGCGUUCACAAAAUCCCAUUAAGCCAGGGAAUUCAUGCCUUUCUCUUACUGUUACCAUAUGGUCCACACAACCGUUACUACAGUUCAGGAAUGCUGUGGCUGGAAAAAGCCUUUGGGGAAGGGUUUUUUCCUUAUGUGAUGACAGUUGUGACUCAUGAUCCAGGUGAAAAAUGUGAAAGUGCACUGGCAGACCUGAAAGCUAACAGCAGGUUUGCUGAAAAAAGAUUCCACACAUGUAUCAAAAGCAUGAGGGAUGAACACGAGAUAGUAGCUCUGUUAGAAAAAAUAGAUGUCAUGGUCUCUGAAAACAGUCCCCCCUGCUACAGUAGACUGAUGCAUGAUGAAGACAAAGAGGGACAAGAACAUCUGGACCAAAACUCCUACCAAGAAGCAGCAGACAAGAGUGAUUCUUCAGCCUCUCAGCAAAAUGAAAAAGGUUUCUCCAUUAUGAGUAUGACAGCAACAACGAAUAAGCAGUCAAUGAAUAUUCCAGAACAGAGCAUCGAAAAGAAACAAUGUCAAACAGAAACUGAAACACUACUCAGAAGACUUCAUCUUCAUGACAAAUAUCAACAGAAGAUGUCAACAACAGACUUCCUUAAAAUAGGUCCUCCUAUGAAGCAGAGCCAUGACACAUCAGAGAAAGAUCUAGUAGAUACAUUUCUUCAGAAAUUAAUGAUGUUAGACUACAGAGCCAGAUAUAUUACUGUAAGACAAGACAAUCCUGGUGUGAGCUGUUCACAGUCUGUUCCAGUGUCUGACAGUGAUGACUUUGAUGAUCUAUUUAGUGACAGUGCAGACUCUGAUAAAUCAAAAGAGUCUCAUGUGCAUCCAAUGGAUGUUCAGAUGGCAGUAUUUCACUGCUCAGACAGUUUCCUGAAGCAGAACAUGGUUACAAAGCUGUCACAGUGUCAGUACGCCUUACCUUUGCUUGUUCCUGACCUAGUCACAAUGGAUAUUGAAUGUCCUCUGUGGACAUUCAGGCAGAUAACAAAAACAUGGAAGAAAACUCAAAUCAAGGAUAAUUCAAAUGUUGUCACCAUGAAGAGUAUGCCAAUCUGCAAAGCUGAGACAUCCAUGGUGUCAUUCUUCCGCCUGGGUUCACUGUCAGUGUCUAAAUCUCAGCUCAUGAACAGUUUGAUCAACGACCGUCACAGCACCUUCUUCCACAGGAACUGCCCAGGUAGCACCAAAUCUCGCCAUCUGAUGGAUGGUGUGGCAGAGAUUGCCUGGUACUGCCCAGCUGGAGAACCCAAUGACUCCUUCACUGACUGCAUUGCCUUCUGUAAUCUUCAUGGUGAUGCUCUGUUGAUUGAAAAACAGUAUGAGAUACUGACUGAAAAAUCUUCAGUGAAUGUUGUUCUUGUGCCAACUCUGGAAAAAGGCCAGAAAAGUACCACAGUCAUCCAAGCUCUUUACAACUCACCAAAGCCUCUCAUUAUUCUCAUUGCUGAUAGUGAUCAUGGUGCAGUUCAGGUGAAAGAUGGAAAAUACAAAAUGGGUCUGAAAGACAGAAACCAGUCAGAUGUUUCUGAAGAACUUAAAGGAAUCAUUAGAAAGGUUUUAUCUGGACCUCAUGCAUCCUUCCAGCUUGAAUCCAUGGCCAAGGUCUCUGGAAUCAGAGUGGAUGAAGAUGAUGCAGUUUGCCUAAGAGGGAAAUCUGCUGCAGUGCAAACAGUUAAUAUGCUUCAAGGGAUGGAAAUUUCUAAAAUCAAAGAUAAAUUUCUCCCUUAUCAAGGUGAUCUGUGGCAUGAGUGGUGCAGAAUAAAUAAAGAACUGUAUCACCUUAAAGGAAACAUUGAGAAGGACAAAAGUCAGAAAGAACAACAACUGAUGAAAAUACGACAAGAUCAAUGCAAAGCUCCAUGCAGUGAAUUAAUUAGAUCAUUCAGAGAAAGCCUCUUGUCUCUGCUAUCAAAAGAGAAGGAGUAUUUCUUGAAAUGGACUCAGGUCUUAAUAGAUGCCCUAUGCACAUAUGAGUUUUCAAAAAUUCUCCAAAGCUAUAAUAAAAAGUGGACUGAGGUCUUGACUCUGAAGAGCAGUGACAAAACUGAUCUGCUGACAAGCAAACAAAAUGAGCUUGAACAAAUAUCCAGAAAACUGCAGUCAGCAUCCUUUGGCUUGGAGCACAUCUUCAGAGAAAUGGGACAGAUCUAUGAAGCCCAUAGAGCAAUAAAAGCAGAGAGCAGACAGACUGACUGGGCUAAAUACCCUGAACUGGCUGCAGAUCUGAUGAUAUCAGGACACCCAGUGGAGCUGAUGGACGGUGAUGCAGGUCAGGUUCCUUUAACAUGGAUCUCUGGUAUUUUAGAUGAAGUUAUCAAGAAACUAGGUGACCAGAGAGUUUUUGUGUUGUCUGUUUUGGGCGUACAAAGCAGUGGAAAAUCAACAAUGCUGAAUGCCAUGUUUGGAUUGCGGUUUGCAGUGAGUGCUGGCAGGUGCACCAAAGGUGCGUUCAUGCAGCUGGUCAAAGUGUCAGAAGAAAUCAAGAAAGACUUCCAGUCUGACUAUCUUCUAGUGGUGGACACUGAAGGAUUAAAAGCAGGUGAUGCCACUCUUCAUCACGACAAUGAACUGGCAACAUUUAUUGUUGGCCUGGGAAACUUGACAUUGAUCAACAUCUUUGGUGAGAAUCCAGCUGAUAUGCAAGAUGUCCUGCAGAUUGUUGUUCAGGCUUUCAUGAGGAUGAAGAAAGUUAAACUUUCUCCGAGUUGUGUGUUUGUUCACCAGAAUGUUACAGAUAUUGGUGCUGCUGAGAAAAACGUGGAUGAGAAAAGACGCCUACAAGAAAGACUGGACCAGAUGGCUCAGCUAGCUGCCAAAGAAGAGUCAUGUGAUGCUGAGCACUUCAGUGAUGUCAUUGCCUUUGACGUACAAAAAGAUGUGAAAUACUUUGCCCAGUUAUGGGAGGGAAGUCCACCAAUGGCUCCUCCAAAUCCAGGCUACAGUAAGAGCAUCCAAGAGCUGAAGAACAUCAUCCUGUCUAAGGCUAAACAAUCCACUGGGACCAGCCUCUCACAUUUCAAAAGUAAAAUUCAUGACCUGUGGAAAGCCCUGAUGAAUGAACAAUUUGUUUUCAGCUUCAAAAACACACUGGAAAUUGCAGUUUACAGAAGACUUGAGGUCCAAUAUGGGAACUGGACCUGGGCCCUGAGGAGCAACAUGCUGACCAUUGAAAACCAGCUUCAUACCAGAAUUGAAAAUGGAAAACUUGACAAGGUUGAGCGCAGCGAUCUUUUCAAAGAAUUGAGUGAAAAAUAUGAAGAAAUUAGAAAGGAUAUGACAAAGUACUUUGAGGAUGACAAAGACAAAGAAAUAUUGGUUGAGUGGAAAGACCGAUUUGAAAACAAAAUAAAGGAGUUCCAAGAAGAAUUGGUGAAAGGAGUGGAAAGAAAACUGGAUGAAGUUAUCCAGCAGAAGAAAGCUUGUAAAAAGCUGGAUGAAAAGAAGCCAGAGUUUGAGAACAAGCUGCUGCAAAAGAGCAAAGAACUCGCUCAUCAGUUAAAAGACAAAGCAAAAGAUGAAGAUGAACUUAAAAAACAGUUUGAUUGUGUUUGGAAUGACUGGGUUAAAGAAUUAACUGCGGGCACAAAACCUAUUGAAGACAUUAAGCUGGAAGAUGAUCAAAUAAAUAUUCUUCAUGACCUCGGUUUUGAAUGGGCCUUUAUAAAUGACCAUAAAAGCAGUGACAGAUACAAAAGAAUAUCACAGGUUGGUGAUUUCACGGAUUAUAUAUUUCUCAGCAACCAGCAAGACACAACAGAACAAGACACAAGUAACAAAGUAGUUGGAUCUGUUGCUACAAAUCGUUUUCAGUGUGAGAACCAGGAAUUGAUCAGAUCCCUCUUACGAAAUGUUGAAAAACAGUCUCUUGAUGCAGUUAAGAGCAAACCUGUAGCAACAAGAGGCUACAGUUCAACUUACUUGCAAGAAGUGUCCAAAAACAUUCAAGAGACAGUAACAGAGUUUGAAUCAAAAAGGAAAUAUGUUUUCAAGAAGGAGUUCACAGUUGAUCUAUUGCUGUAUGUAUUCGAUAGGGUAGGCAGUUGGCUGGUACAGUCUCACAAGACAUACAAAAUUAACAAUGAUGCACACACUUACUUAGAAAGCAAGAGAACACAAUACUAUGACAUUUUCAGAAGCUUCUGCAAAGGAAGCUCAUCUGCUGUUGUGUUUGGAGAAAUGAUCUGUAGAAAACUGAAGGCUUCCACUGCUGAGGCUGUCUGUAAUAAGACUGCCAUAGAUCUCGCUGGAGAGAUGAGGUGCACUUUCCCAGCAUUCUGUGGGAACAGAUUGAACUUAGAGAAAUAUUUGUUGAAGUCACUCGCAGAGAAAGAGGACUUUGAUGCUUUCAUCAAGUACAUCAACAAUCCAAGGGAGCAAGUAGAGGCUUUUAUAGUGGAGAAAGUAAAUGAACACAUAUUCAAAGAACGACAAGAUAAAGCACAGAACAUACUCAGGAAAAAAGUGGAUGACAUCAGUCAACUUAUCAAUCAAGCUUUAUUUGAUGCAACAAAUGAAGUCAAAGCCCAGAGUGGAGACAUAGACAUGUGGACAGAGAAGUUUCCCAGUUUUCUUAAAGAUAUACUGACUCUUGAUACCAUCUCUUGUCAAAACUUCAGGGACAUAAACAAUUUUGACUUUCUUAAAGAAGAGAUUGAGAGAGGCCUUGAAUCCAUCAAAGAGGAGAUGAAGCAGCUUUCUCUGGAUAAGAUGAAGGAAUUCAGACUGAGUCCUGAUCAAAUCCUCAUCGAUCAGCUGUGUAACUGCUGCUGGGAAACCUGCCCGUUCUGUUCAGCUGUUUGUACCAACACUAUCAAAGAUCACCUUCCUGACGACCACAGCGUCCCCUUUCAUCGAUCUUCAGCAGUGAAUGGUGUGCAUUACAAAAACAGUGUGGAAAUUGGUAUUGGAUUCUGCACAACAAAUGUUGCAAGUGAUAUAAGUUUUUACCCUUAUCAAGAUCCAGAUAAACCCAUUCCUUAUAAAAAGUACAAAACUGCUGGUCCACCAUAUGAAAACUGGAGCAUUUCCCCCGACCAGUCUAAGCUGACGUAUUGGAAAUGGUUUGUGUGUCGGUUUCAGAAAGAACUGGAAAAGUACUAUGGUUUAAAAUUUAUUGGCAAAGGUGAGAUUCCCAGCGAGUGGAAAACACACACCAAAGAGGAGGCUAUUCAAAGUCUGGAUGAAAUGUGCAACCUGUGAGUGAAUCAACAACAGUUUGAACUCUGCUGUAAAAGCUGACUUUUCAAAAAAUGUAUAAAAUGACAGUCACCUAGUUUUACAGUUUUACAACAUCAAGAGUGGACAUUAAGAGUUGCACACAGGAAACUGUUUGUUGCAAUGAACACUCACAAAGGAUUUCUUG
Molecule: messenger RNA, 5569 nt
Organism: Archocentrus centrarchus (flier cichlid)
Lineage: Eukaryota; Metazoa; Chordata; Actinopteri; Cichliformes; Cichlidae
Product: interferon-induced very large GTPase 1-like
Exons: 4
Coding region: 1-5406 (1801 amino acids)
Molecular function (GO): GTP binding
Source: RefSeq, a predicted model, not a curated record